AUGAAAUUUUACGGCGUAUUCAGUAAAGGAAGCAAGAUAAAUCAAAUAAUAUGUGCUGUUUUAAUAAACUUGCCUGUUUUGGCUUACGGCGCCAGCAUAGGAUGGAUGUCUCCGAUGAUGUUACUACUACAAUCUGAAGAUUCACCAAGAAGGAUUCCUCUCACAGAUGCUGAGGUGUCAUGGAUGGCAGCUGUUCCUUAUCUAUUCUGCAUUCCAUUUAACUUUUUGGUAGCAAUCCUAGCUGACAAAGUGGGCCGAAAGUUAACCCUACUCCUAAUAUCUGCUUCUGGAUGUGUCAGUUGGAUUCUACUGCUCAGUUCCUUCAACACUUGGGCACUGAUUUUAUCGAGAUCACUUGUCGGUAUCACAAUGUCAGGAGCUUAUGUCACGUGUACUACAUAUACUAAGGAAAUAAGUGAUGAUAGUAUUCGAGGAACUCUAGGAUGUUUGAUAACACUAUUUCAAACUAUAGGAAGUCUAUUCCUUUACGUAGUUGGAGAUUUGUUGGAUUACGACAAGAUUCUCUGGAUUUGUCUAUCAGUACCAGUCUUACAUAUGAUUUUGUUCCUGUUCAUGCCCGAUUCACCUUCAUAUCUCGUAAAGAAAGGCAAUAUUGAGGGUGCAACAAAGGCUAUCGCCUGGCUUCGAUGUAAGCCAAUAACAGAUCCAGAAAUUACAGAAGAAUUGACUCUAUUAACAAACCAACAACAAAAAGAUGAAGAAGAUAAUCAAUUCUUAUUAAAAACAAUCUUUACCGACAAAAUUCUAUGUAGAGCCUUUCAAAUUUCGAUGAUAGUAACAUUAUCCAGAGAAUUUGGUGGCGCAGUACCUCUUCAGACAUUUGCUGGAGAGAUCUUCACAUUAGCUUCAAAGGACAAAGCUUUAAUACUUAGUCCAAAUCAACAGGCUAUGAUGCUGGGUGGUGUUCAAGUUGUUGGUUCAAUCCUUGUGUCAGGUGUCAUAGACAUAUCGGGCCGAAAGCCUCUUCUCUUAGCUUCAGCAUUGAUAUCUGGACUUAGUAUGUGCACACUAGCUACAUGGUUCUUGAUACGUGAUUAUGGAAUAUUAGCACCAUCAUGGGUACCAAUAUUGACUCUUUGCAUAUGUAUCUUCUGCGAUUCCUGUGGUCUUUCUCCCAUGUCCUAUGUGUUGGUGGGCGAGAUAUUCUCUUUUAAGUAUCGUGGAUCAGUUAUGGCGGCUGCUAUGUCCGCUGCAUCACUAGCGGAUUUUUUCGAACUACUGUUCUUCAAACCGCUUGCUAAUUCAGUUGGCAUACAUGUGGCAUUCUACUUUUUCGGUAUAGUUUGCUUUUUGAUGGCUGCAUACGUCUUAUUAGUUAUACCGGAGACAAGAGGCAGGCCCCUUACAAAUAUCUACAAGGAUCUCAUAAAGAAGAAUGAUUUAGAAACAAUAAACAUG
Molecule: messenger RNA, 1419 nt
Organism: Brenthis ino (lesser marbled fritillary)
Lineage: Eukaryota; Metazoa; Arthropoda; Insecta; Lepidoptera; Nymphalidae
Source: the annotation of a GenBank genome assembly